AUCAACAAGCUGGUCCCACUAAAGCGAAAGCGUUCAUCUACUACUUGGCGCUACACAUAUCGCGAGUGGUCAUCAAAAGUGAACGCAAGUCGUCCGAACCACAAGAACCCAUAGACAUUUGAUGCAUUUGCAAGUUCCUUAAUUCAUGUGCCACCAUCAUGUAAGUCGGAUGGAAGCUUUCACUUUUUAUGUGAUCGCUAUCACGGACUGUUUAUGGGAAUAACCGACAACAAUUUUUUGACCGUUUUUUUUUCAAAGUGCAGUGACAAAAAAUGACAAAGUCUAGAGGCGGCUUUUGUAUUGUGAAACGUGAAAGUGCUGUGUUUAUUUGCUGUUAUUUGGUUCUGAUUAGCUUUUCUGGAAUAUACGGCCAGCAGGCAAAUGAUGGACAAAUGAAGGAAGAACCGCAGUCAGUUCAGGAUUUAUUCAACACUUCUUCGUGCAUUCCAAAGCCUUUUAGAUGUCCGCACAAGCAAAUCCAGUUUUUCCUCUACACCAGGCGUACUCAACAGGAACCCGAACUGCUAGAUACAACCAAAGAAGAUUCCCUAUACAAUACGCAAUUCAACCGACGGUACCCAGUGAAGAUUGUCGUCCACGGAUUUGGAGGAGGCAGAAACCUCUCGCCCAGCACUGACAUGAGGGAUGCGUACUUCUACCGGGGCAAUUACAAUGUUAUCAUUGUAGAUUACGGGACAUUGGUGAAAGAACCAUGUCUUAGUCAAAUGGAAUGGGCUCCGAGGUUUUGUGCCAAAUGCAUUGCUCAAUUAAUUAGAUAUUUAACUCAACAUCCGCGUGGCGUCAGGGCUGAUUAUCUACACUUGGUAGGAUACAGUGUGGGCGCCCACAUUUCCGGCCUGGUCGCUAAUUAUAUCGAUCCUGUUCUGGACGGAAAGCUGGGAAGAAUUACUGGUUUGGAUCCCACGAUAUUUUUCUACAUGGGAAAAAACACGUCCAAGGACCUGGAUGCUACUGAUGCUCAUUUUGUGGACAUUCUGCACACAGGGGCAGGCAUUUUGGGGCAAUGGGGCCCGAACGGACAUGCAGAUUUUUAUAUCAACGGUGGAUCUAGUCAGCCAGGGUGCGGAAGUGAUACCAUAUUUAAAACCCUGGCAUGUGACCAUACGAAAGUAACGCCCUACUUCAUCGAGUCAAUCAUAUCUAAGAAAGGUUUCUGGGCUUAUCCAUGUCCAACUUUGAUCAGCUUCAUGUUGAAUUGGUGCUCGCCUAAUGAGCAGGAUUACGUUCUGAUGGGGGAACAUGUAUCACAUCAGGCCAGAGGAGUCUAUUAUGUUCGGACCCACGCCGACCCCCCAUGGGCGCAGGGGCCUCCGUUGGAAAUCAAACAAAGGUUGGCUAGGAGAACGCUGCCGAUUCUACAGCGGCUGGCCAAAGGAGCAGAGAAAGAGAGCUAAAUGGCAGGUUGCUAAUAUGUGUUUUGUUUGGAAUAGCAGUAAAUUUUUCAAAGGAAGGUAGAUCCUAUAUGAACAAUCCUAGAAAAUGAAACGAGUUAGAGAACAGAUUUCUGAAAUGUUCCUAGAUAGUAGGGCAAGUGAAAUUGUACAAGUAUCUGAUCGGUUACUCCUUCACCAAGAGUUAAUUUUGUUUUUGAAUUUAAAGUAUUUGUCACAAUCGUCUUUAAAAAAUUUGGUCUCAAUAUUUUUCUAUUUUCUUAGUCUAAGAAUAUAGUAGCUUUCCUUAUAUCAUGCUAUUAACUUAGAAGACUAACCGGUAAGCCGCUUUUGCAUCAAUGAAUUCCUAACUAAUUUAUCGUUAAGAUGUAGUAGAAACUGUGAUGUUUAAAAAUAUAGGAAUCUAGUUGUAUCAAAGUAUAGAGUUGUAAUUUUUGGGUUAGUUGAUUAUUUAACGCCCUUCAAAAGAUGUUGUUGCUAUUAAAAACAGUUGAUCAUA
Messenger RNA from Dendroctonus ponderosae (mountain pine beetle), 1911 nucleotides. Its product is annotated as phospholipase A1 VesT1.02. The coding region runs from base 273 to 1415 and encodes 380 amino acids. Gene Ontology annotation, biological process: lipid metabolic process. NCBI's taxonomy places the organism in Eukaryota, Metazoa, Arthropoda, Insecta, Coleoptera, Curculionidae. The transcript is spliced from 7 exons. The record is from RefSeq and is a predicted model, not a curated record. Gene Ontology annotation, molecular function: lipase activity.